Molecule: messenger RNA, 1068 nt
Organism: Diplodia corticola
Lineage: Eukaryota; Fungi; Ascomycota; Dothideomycetes; Botryosphaeriales; Botryosphaeriaceae
Product: alcohol dehydrogenase
Exons: 3
Coding region: 1-1068 (355 amino acids)
Molecular function (GO): oxidoreductase activity; zinc ion binding
Source: RefSeq, a predicted model, not a curated record
AUGUCGAAAUCCACCAUGCGCGCCGUGGUCUUCAAAGGCCCAGGAAAGGUCGCCGUGGAAGACCGACCGAUCCCCAAAAUCCAGGACCCGACCGACAUCGUCGUCAAGGUCGACUACACGGCGCUGUGUGGCAGCGAGCUGCACGUAUAUCGCGGCCACCAGCCCAGCGGCACCGGCUUCAUCAUGGGCCACGAGUUCACGGGAACGGUGGACGAGGUCGGCGCGGACGUCAAGACGGUCCAGAAGGGCGACAAGGUCGUGAGUCCCUUCACGGUGAGCUGCGGGCAGUGCUUCUACUGCAAGAAGGGCUUUUCCUCGAGGUGCGAGAAAUGCCUGCUGCUUGGGUGCGCGGCGUUGGAUGGUGCGCAGGCUGAAUAUGUGCGCAUCCCCUUGGCGGACUCAACCGUCAUGAAAGCGCCACCCGGCAUAGAAGAGGACAAACUUGUUCUCAUGGCAGACAUCUUCCCAACUGGUUACUUCGCGGCUGCCAACGCUUUCUCCUCGCUCGCCAAGGACGACGUUGCGGAUGCUACUGUUGUGGUGAUUGGUUGCGGUCCGGUUGGUCUCUGCGCGCUCGUCAAUGCCCUGGACUACAAACCGAAACAUUUGUUCGCUGUCGAUAGUAUCGAAACCCGGCUGGACCUUGCAAAGAGUCUCGGUGCCGAGCCGCUCAAUUUCCAGACCGAUCGGGAAGGGCUGGAGAAGAGGAUCAAAGAGGUGACCGACGGCCGCGGGGCUGAUGUCGUCAUCGAGGUGGUUGGGCUAAGCCCCGCGCUAAAGUUAGGUUUCGACAUUCUCAGACCAUGGGGGAUCAUCAGCAGCGUUGGAGUGCACAACGGCGAGAUUCCAUGGACGGGCAACCAGGGGUACGGGAAGAAUCUACGCAUCCAAAUGGGACGAUGCCCAGUGCGGUCCAUCUUCCCGCAAGCGCUGGAAGCGCUCCAGCGCAAGCAGCACCUGUUGGGAUUCAUGGCGGAUAAGAUGAUGCCGCUGUCGGAUGCAGUGGAGGGCUACGAUCUGUUUGAUAAGAUGAAGGCGCAGAAGGUGGUGUUCCAAGCGCAAAGGUAG